Messenger RNA from Polistes canadensis, 9699 nucleotides. RefSeq lists its product as uncharacterized. The record is from RefSeq and is a predicted model, not a curated record. Gene Ontology annotation, molecular function: protein binding. Gene Ontology annotation, biological process: neuromuscular synaptic transmission. NCBI's taxonomy places the organism in Eukaryota, Metazoa, Arthropoda, Insecta, Hymenoptera, Vespidae. The transcript is spliced from 18 exons. The coding region runs from base 221 to 5188 and encodes 1655 amino acids.
ACCACCACCACCACCACCACCACCACCACCACCACGACCAGCACCAGCAGCAACACCAGCAGCGGCAGUCCUGGCCUGCCACAAUCCUUUCGAUUCGGUCAUCGUUAUCCGGCAACAGGGAGGAAGAGAUACUACGUCGACAAUAAUUAAAUGUAGAUAAGCCUUAACGCGUAAGGUGCAUUCAAAGAAAAAUCAUCGGAUGGAAGAAUAACGAGUAGAGAUGCAUACUUCAGGGAUGUUGCAGUGCUGUGGUGUUGGAGGUGGCGCUUCCACGGCACCUCAGGCUCCGCAGCUGCAGGCUACCGGAUCUGCUGUCGGGGCUACCACCUCCACGAUCAUGCAGGAUCCAAUUCUCGAGUCCAUCCUCGAGCAAAUGCGAGAUACCGAAGCUCGGAGGACGGAUUUGGAACGACAACACGCGGAAGCACAGAAUCAGCUACGCGAGAAGUUGGGAGGUCGAUAUCAAGGCCCAGAAUCGAUCGAAGCUCUGCAGUCGAAAAUUCGAGAGUUGGAGAAAAAAACCGAAUUGCAGAUAGUUAAACACGAAGAAUUAUCGCUAGAAUUGACGAGCUUGAGAAGGACUCGAAGUCGUGGCCCAACAGUCGGUCACGUUACAUCCGCAAUUCCUUCGUCCACUUGGCCUCCGGCUGGCUCUGAAAUUGACAGAAUUAUUGCCAAGAUCGAGCAGGACAGUAGCAGUGCCGGCAGAAUGUUGCACGACUUGGAUCAUGCUCGAGGAACUAUAACUACGCAGCAACCAUCGGCCACGCAAAGUAUUCUUCGAUCCAGUUCGGAGAACCUUCCUAAUUUGGGCCAACACCAGCACCCUCCUCAUCCGCAUGCUCUUAAUCUGGCGAUGUCCACGCAAAUGGGCCAUUACGCAGGAUCACCCAUGCCAUUGACGCCGAUGAUGCCUGGUUGUCCACCGUUGACGCCAAACGGGCCUCCGUAUCACUAUAGCGAACCAAUACCGCCAGCACCGUCUCUCUCGACGAGUCAGUCGCAGCCUGCUUUUCAACAAAAGCUCCAACAAUACCAACAGCAGCAACAACAAGCGGAUUUGUCGAGUUCUCAUUCUCAAGGAACCUUGCCCACCCAACAAAAGCAACAAGCGCACACACACUUUACUAGUAAUCAGUAUCAAGAGAGUUACCCGCAUACGCAAACUUAUCAGCAACCGCUUCAACAGCAACAACACCCGAGCUCGUCUUCGUACCUGACAUCGUCGAAUCAAAGUGUGAUACCUCAUUAUACGCAACCGACUCAGACUGCACAAAGUUAUCAAUUAAACGGCAGUCAGCAUGCUUCUCAACAGUCUACGACUUAUCCUAAUCUAUCGAUGGCGACGCAUCCCAAUGGGACUUACAGUUCAGGAGCGACUUCUUUCAAUCCUCAACUGUCUCACCUCAACUAUUCAGUUCCGCCUUCGAAUAUUACGCAAACAACUUUGUCUACGAUGACCCCGUAUUCAACGGCAUCCUUCCAUUCGACGUUAGGGCCGCUUACGAGCGUUCCUCAAACCGUUCUUCCUUAUUCGAGCGCUCCAAGCAGCUAUGCUACAAGCGGCUCGACUUAUUCAACCGUCGGGACCAAUGCUUACAACAUCCCGGGCGUCAGCUCGGUUACUACAUCGGGAAACUUGUUACAAGCGAUAGGAGAUCCCUUACAAGCGAUGCAACAACUCUCUGCCCAAUCGCAAGCGAAUCAAUUGCAACAACAAGCGAUUAUUCAACAAAUACAACAAAGUUUGCGAGCUAGUUCGCCAACAGCGACUGGCACAACGGGUCAUCAUUUUCUUGGCCCACGACAAAUGCCAAAAAUCCCUACUAGUAUACUUACUAAUCCUUUAGAAAGAUUGACCAAUGAAAACAUAGUACCUGAGGGUCAAGUCGACAUGUUGGACAUACCUGGCAAGGGCAGAUGUUACGUUUAUACAGCUCGCUUCACGUACGAGCCCUUUCAGCAUUCCCCUAAUGAAAAUCCAGAAGCAGAGUUACCCGUGCAAGGUGGAGAUUAUCUUCUUGUUUGGGGCCAACCGGACGACGACGGUUUCCUCGACGCUGAAACUCUUGAUGGAAGACGUGGUCUCGUACCCGCUAACUUUGUACAAAAGAUCAUUGGCGACGAUUUGUUGGCUUUUCAUCAAGCUGUCCUCGGGCUCAGGGACGUCGAUGAUUCCGCCUCAACGAAUAUUCCACAAUGUUACCUGCAGGACAUCGAUCUAGAAUUAGCUGCUUUAGAAGAAGGAAAUCGAAAUCGACAAGCCGAACUAUCCGUUUACGCUGAAUUAGACAAUAUUGCGGACGAAGAGGAACAAGAACCACCAGAAGUCUACCUGUUUUCGGACCUAGUUCCGGCGCCGCAGCACCUUACUCUCGAACGACAACUGAACAAGAGCGUCUUGAUUGGGUGGACCGCUCCUGAAAAUCCUCAUCAACUAGAAUCCUAUCACGUCUACGUGGAUGGUGUAUUGAAGGUUACCGUUAAAGCGUCCGAAAGAACGAGAGCGUUGGUCGAAGGAGUUGAUUCUACUAGGCCCCACAGAAUAAGCGUGCGAUCGGUGACGCAUUCGAGAAGAACAUCGAGGGAUGCAGCUUGUACAAUGGUAAUCGGCAAAGAUAUUGCUUUGGGUCCAACUGCCGUAAAAGCAUCGAACGUGACAGCAACCAGCGCCGUGAUAUCGUGGUUGCCGAGCAAUAGCAACCACCAACACGUAGUUUGUGUGAAUAACGUCGAAGUUAGAACCGUCAAGCCAGGGGUUUAUAGACACACGAUCACUGGUUUGGCACCCUCGACGAUCUACAGGGUGACGGUAAAAGCGAAAAAUUUAAGAGCAACGCACUUCGAGGAUCAAAAUGCUCAAGCGGUAAACAAUUGGGCCUGUCAUGUCCACUUUAAGACAUUGCCGAAAGGGUUGCCGGAUCCUCCGGUCGAUAUCCAGGUGGAGGCUGGACCGCAGGACGGCACUUUGCUAGUGACCUGGCAGCCUGUUGCCCUAAACGGUUCGGCCGUCACCGGUUACGCGGUAUAUGCCGAUGGAAAAAAAGUUACCGACGUUGACAGUCCUACCGGCGAUCACGCUUUAGUCGACAUACACAAACUUAUGGGUCUCAAUCCGAAACACAUAACAGUUCGUACGAAGAGCAGGGAGAGUCAAUCGGGAGACAGUUGUGCCACUGCGAUUCCUUGCAGCGUUCUUCGAGGUGGUACGAGUACUCAUUUACAGCACGGAACGCAACACAUGCUCGAUCAAGGUCAACAGCAACAAUCUUCGAGCGUCUUGCAACAAGAUGAUCCGAACCGUCAUCGUAUGACUACCGCUCAGCGAUAUCCCACGGCACCUGUUCCAUCGCACAUGAGAAGACAAGGUACCAAAGUCGAUGCGCAUGGUCAAGUAAUCAUUGAAACAGAUGAAAACCUCUCCGACAAGGAAAUAUUUCCAGGACAGAGCAUCUCUCAAAUGGAAAUCACCAAGGAUUCUGCUAGCGAAGCCAACUAUAGCGAAGAGGAUGAUCCAUCUCGAAGAGGUCGAGGAAUGUCGCCUCAUCAUCAUCGUUACGGUCCUCAAGGCCCUCAAGGACCACCUGGAAACUAUAGAUCGGUUAGAAUGGGAGGGCCUGCUAGACCUCAGGAGGCCUAUUAUGAUCAAACAGGUAAUCAAAGGAUGAGAGGGCCGAUCUAUGGCGCUAGAGUAAAUCAAGGUCAAGGUGGCAACGUUCAUCCAGCAAGCGGGGUUCAACAAAUGAAUAAAAGAGUGCGCCGAUUUAUCGCAUUGUUCAAUUACGAUCCGACCACUAUGUCGCCAAAUCCUAACGCCCUCGAAGAAGAAUUACAAUUCUCCGAGGGAGACACUAUCAAGGUGUACGGUGAAAAGGAUGCCGAUGGUUUUUAUUGGGGCGAAUGUCGCGGCAGAAGAGGAUACGUGCCACAUAAUAUGGUCGAAGAAUUGAAAGAUCAAAAUCAGGGUGGUCAAGGACAACCUAAUAGACGAGGUCCCGCAUCUAAUGAAAGAUGGGGAGAUAUUUAUGCGAGUAUGCCAAUGAAAAAAAUGAUAGCGAUGUACGAUUAUAAUCCACAGGAACUUUCGCCUAAUCCGGAUGCGCAAGUCGAGUUACCGUUCCAUGCCGGUAACGAAAUUUGUGUUUACGGUGAAAUGGACUCUGAUGGAUUUUACAUGGGCGAACUGAACGGAGUUCGCGGUCUAGUGCCAAGUAAUUUCCUCAUGGAAGCCUCUAACCAGGGUCAACCGACUCAAGGAGGUAGAAGGCCACCGGGACAGAGUCAAGGACCCGGUGCAAGGGGACCACCUCCUCCACCGAGAGAACCUCCACCAACUGGCCACCGUCGUAGUAAAGAUGCCUGCAUUGUGCCUGUGUCUGUCCCUGUCUGUCACUUAGACUCUAGACAACAACAACAACAACAACAACCACUAAUGAACAACCAACAACAUCAACUACAACAAAACAAUCCACCGCAUCUAGCGUACCAACAAGCGAAUCACCAUAGUUAUACGACUGUAACUACGUCUAAUCAGCAUGGGCCCAGUCACUUGCCUUCCGGCGGUGGUGUCAUGGGUGCCCAUCAGCAAGGGCCCCUUCCACCCCACCUUCAACAACAGGGGAAGGGGAGGGGAGGCAUGGGCAAUCGAGCCGCUGGUAGUAAUGUGCCAGGUGGCAUGCAAGUUCCGGGACAACACAUGCAGCAACAGCAGCUCGACUAUCAAUCUCAGCAGCAGCAGCAGCAAAAUCAACCGUAUCAACAACAGGCAAACCAACAGAACCAGAAUUAUCAGCAACCAAAUCAAGGAUAUCCGCAACAAGGACAAGGUUUUGGUCAGCAAGGUGGACAACAAUAUCAACAACAACCGCAACAGCAACAGCAGCAGCCACAAGUGCAACAACAACAAAAUCAAGGGUAUGGUCAACAAAAUCAAGGAUCGUCGAUGCAGAGUUCGCAGCCCAGUAACAAACCGAUGAGAGGAAUACCUACUGUCCUUCCAACUCCACAAAGCAAAACCCCGGCGAACGUGACGCAAGGCCAACAACAACAGCAACAGCCGCAACAGCAGCAGAGUACGGGCCCGAAUCUGAUGCAAAAGUUUACGGAAAUGGCGGGUGCUAGUGCAGGCGGAGAUAUUCUUUCCAAGGGAAAAGAACUUAUCUUUAUGAAGUUUGGCUUGGGCAAGUGAGCUAUUGCCUUUGUCCUCCCGCCGAUAUUUCAAAUACAUCUUUUCUUUUUCUUCCUCUCCGCUUACGAUACUUUGGUGCGGAUCCCGGCGACAUAUCGAUUACGAGCUCCGCGACCAGAACGUUCGAAUGCAACGUUAUUAUGACCGUUAUUAUGACGUUAGAGCGCAGGAUAAAAUGAAUAUAUCAAAGGAAUAUAUCUAUGUGUGUAUACAUCUAUACAUGCAUGCAUACAUACAUACAUACAUACAUACAUAAAUACAUACAUAUAUAAGAAAGAAAGGCAAGGAUGCCAUCGCUGCUGCUGCUGUUGGUGCUGGUGCUGGUGCCAUUAUCGCUACGCAAUCGCUGCUAGAAUCGCUGGAAGCAUAUAAACGUAGCCAGGUAAUCGAUCGUAAAACCUUUCAGGAAGAAUAUCUAGCUCGUCUAUCAUUUCACGUUGAAGGCAAGGAAAAUGAGUACGAGAGGUAGAGGGGCGAAAAGCCGGCUUUGUUGCCGAUAUUAACUUCGAUAGAAUUUUUUUAAGAUCAUCCUGAUAUAAACAAAAAUAAAUGAUAACGGUAAGAAAGUAAAAGAUUUCUCGCAACGUUGACGUGUAAACCACGCGAGAUAUCCUUAAGAAGAAAAUAAUAAAAAAGAAAAAACGAAAAAAAGAAAAAGAAAAAACAGAGAAAUACUAAACAAUGUUAUUCCGAAUAUAUUUACGUUUCGAAAAGAUGUGUGAGAAAAGGAAUUUGCAAAGCGGAAGACGUAUAUUUAGUAAGGUUCCUCCAAAAAGUCUUAAUAUAUCCUCUUCUAAUUCUUCUACGCGAAAGCUGGAACUUGUUCGCAGGUGCUAAUACAAUCGACGAGAGUAUUAUCUUGAUGUUCCAAUGUACGUGAGCAAUGCAGAUUCAAUUUAGAGAAAAAAAGUAUAUUUCCUUCAAUAUUGUAAUAUAUUCGCGAACGAAUAUAUAUAAAUGUUGGCCGAUUAUAAAAAAUGUUAUCGCGUCCAGACCAAAGUACAUCACCAACGCGUGUUGCAUGUUUUUCAUACCUGUUACCGUACCUUCCAAACGGUGUGGACGAUUCACCACCUCCUUUCGAAAUAUUUUUCGUUAAAUAACUACGUUGGCUUUUCCUUGUAAUGAUUAACAAAAUGCAAGUCCUCGUUGAGAAUCGAACGUGUCUUUCAUUUCAAACGCAAAUUAAUCGUUCUCGUGUUACGAUGGAAAUAAGAAAAGGAAAAAGAAAAAAAAAAGAAAAAAAAAUGCAUUAACAGAAUCAGAUUAUUCGCAGAAUAUAUAGUUGAUUAAAUGUUAGUAAAAAUAAAUACUUGGACGAGCGCACACAGGAUUCAUGUAUGUGCGAACGUAAUGGAACAACUUAAAAACUUUUAUCAUGUAGGUAUAUAAUGCGUAGAGUACGAUAAAUUUUAUCUACAUAGGAUGGACAAUGAAAUGUGGGGGUGUGCCUUUAAAUAUCUCACCCUGAAAACAAAAGAUGAGACCAUAUCCUUAUAAAUCAUUAUAAUAUAUUGCAGCUAGUUAUUCCGUUGAGGUUGCGAACUGAUGCGCGUUAACGCGUUAUUUGACUUUCCAAGUCGAUUUAAUUAGCCGAACGAAUAAAGGAUGACAAGUUCGUUUCCUUCAAGAAUUGUCUACAUAGCGCACGACUCGAUCCUACCCAUCCAUGGUCCUAUCCAUGGUCCUACCCAUAGCAGAUUUCUAGCUUCUUUGGCUAUUUUUGGAUCCUUAUUCUAUUUCCUAGGAGGAGGUAUAGACCUCUAAAGUUUGGUUCGACACCCGCGCGUGUCCAUUCCGUCAUUGUAAUGUACGUAGAAGACUCGUCCCAUCUGCUUUAUGAUCGAUUAAAGGAAGAGAACGUAUUCGCAGAGAUAGAGCAAACGGUAAAUGUACAGAUGCGCGAGAGCAAGCAAAUAAUAAUCAGGUCACGACGAAUCUUCGUCGCGCAAUCGAAUCAACCUGAUUUCCUCUUUAUUUAUACGUGCAUUGAGAAUGACGUUAUCAAAUGAUAUAUACGAUUGAUAAAACAAAUUAAAAAGAAAAAGAAAAAGAAAAAGAAAAAGAAAAAAAAAGAAAAAGAUCGUAGGGUAUGCAUACAAUACAUAAAAUAUACAUAUUAUACAGAACGUGGCAUUUAAGACGAUAUAUACUCCGAUAUCUUAGUCGAUUAAACAGAUGAUACGAACUAAUGUUUCGAACAAAAGGAAUGGAAAAUAACGAAGGAGCCGUAUUUUUCCAAACGUCACCUUUAUUCGGAUUAUAUUUUCAACGUAAUACUUUGAUUCACAUUCGUUCCUACCGUCUCCGUUUACCUUACCUAAUCUCCACCUAUGUAAAUGAACAAAUAUGAUAUUAUCUUUGCAUAUUCGCGGAAAAGUAUUGAAGACGUUCUUCGACAACAUCGAUACAACUUCGAAACCGUCCAAUCGAGAAUCCAAAGAUGUGUUCUGCGAAGGAAUUCGAAAGAUCGCCAAAUUCUUUCAUUUUUCUUUCAUUUUUCUUUCUUUCCCCCGUUAUUUAUAAUUGAUUGAUCUCAACUUGUCGGAUUGACAAGUCACAAGAACAAGUAGUAUACGAUAUAAUAAAUGUAAAUUCUUGGAAAAAAUGAAUGUUUGCAAAAUGACGAAUAGAUAGGACGUUUAGAAAAAAUCUCCUUUUAAAUGUUCAACAUUUUUAGAAACGGACCAAAUGAUUUUGUUCGAUAACGAUUAAAAAAAAGAGAGAAAGAUAUUCGAGUAUAAGGUUUUAAAUACCGCACCUCUUAUAUACAUACGUAUACAUACUGUAUUUAACUAUUGCAAAGUGUUGUUACGUCGCUACUUGCAUUGUAUUUUAUACAAAAUGUCCUUGUUCAUACUUACUCAUUUUCUCUCAUUCGAUUAUCGUCAGUCGAUGAAGACUAGAUUAUUCAUGUUUGUUAUGUCAUGCGUUUACACGAGUGCAAAGUAUAUACUUGUACAUUUCCACGUUAAUUCGAAAUUUGAAAAAUUAUAAACGCGCGUUAUCCAGUAUUCAUUGAAAGAAAGGAAAGCGAUGAUAUCUGUCUUGUUAUACGCGUCUUCUUCUUGUAUCCUUCAUUUGCUUGCAAUUCUUUUCUUUUUCAUUUGUCACAAAAGGGCAAGAAGAUCGGUGCGCAACAUAUCGAAACGAAGCAAAAAGUGAGAGCACAAAUUUACAAAGUGUAUCGACUAUCAUCUUAGAUGCAACGCGUUAGUCGUAGGCCAGCCACAUAGGACAACACCCAAACAAACGUACACUUUGCAUAUCGAUCUUUCGGAUUGAAAAAUAUUUUCUGCUCGGUCGAUAGAUCGAUCCUUCGCGUUCGUGAUAAGGAUAAACGAACGUUUAAAAGCCUGCCUGAAUCAACAAUAAUCAUUCGUCGACCGAGCGAAUUAACGAAAUCUUUAUGCAAUAAGCAUCGAACUCCCAAUGAAUGAACGGCUAACAAUAAGAUAUAUAAGAUCGGUUUAUGUAUCCCUCUCGUCAUCGUUUCUAUUAUUUUUACAAGUUUUUCUAUUGUUUUUCCUUUAUCCCUUAUAUACGUGCACGCGUCGUACAUAUAUACGUAGAAAAAUAUGUAUGAUCGCGUAUCAAACAAGAUUUUCAUACUUUGCCAUUAACUUCCUAUUAACACGAUUUAUCAGACAUAAUAGUGAGAGCGUACUAACAUAAGUUAUGAUCUUGAUUCAGGAAAUGUUAAAAAAAAGACUGAUACGGAAAUUUCGAAACCGUGGGUACUUAAUGAAUCGUGAUUAUAAUAUUGCGCCAGAACAUUUCCACAUAAAGUUCUAACCGUUUGUACAUUUCAUUUGGAAUAUCGGUAGCGCUACUUUUCGAAUGGCAGUAACACGUCGCAAUUAGAGAAACCUUUAGAUCAUCGGAGUAGACAACAAAUUCAUGCUCGACAAAAUUCGAGGAGUAAUUUUUCAAUAAGAAUUUCGUGAGAACCGAAAAAAGAACAAUUAAUUUACUAUCGAUCGACAGCAUAUUCCUUUUAUUCUCUGUAUCCAAUUUCUAGCGAUUAUAGAAAAUUAUCCGUCUGUCUUUCGUUUUAUAAAUCUUAUCUAUCAACGACUUUAGUUGCAAAACUCACUUUUUCUUUUAUUUAUAUUUCAAGAAAUAGAGAUGAUUUUUAUUCUUACGAUUAUAUUAUCAUUAGUAUUAUUAGAGACAUAAUAUAUAAAUAAAAUAAUUAUUGUUAUCGACUGGAUACAGAAAAAAUGAAAUAAAUAAUGCAUAUAUCACGGUACAAAAAUCAGCCGAUCGAACGAUAUUGUAUUCUCUAUUCAAUACUGUUAGAUGUUAGAAGUUAGUUUAAUUAAGAAGCGGCGACGUAUUUAGGAUUAAAAUGGUCAUUACUCGUUAUACGUACGAUAGCGCGCGAAAAGGAUCUACGUUUUUUGUCUUCGCGAUCAGACCAAAUUUCCUAGCGAUAAUGAUAGUAAAGAUAGAGAAACAAUAAAUUCUGGCGCGAAUACAAUAUUCCAAGAUGAAGGAAGCAAAAAGUA